AUGGAGAGCCGCAGUGAGCGGUACACUCCUCCUGCUCCCCGUGCGGCGCCCUGUCUGAGGGUGCUGCAGUGGAACGUGCAGGGCCUGCGACCCAAGCGUCACGAGGUGCUGCAGGCCAUCUUUCAGGAGGGGCUGGACUUGGUGCUGCUGCAGGAGACCCUCACGCCGGCCGACUUCACGUGGCGAGUGGCUGGCUACACCCUCCACUCGCUCUCUGCCACCGGAGAGGGGGGCCGUGGCUGUGUCACCCUCGUCAAGAGCGCCAUCCCUCACCGCAGGAUCACCGCCCCCAUGCACUGCGGGGACGGCGUGGAGACCCUGGCGGUGAAGCUCCAGCUGGGAGCGCUCUCUCUGACUGUAUACAACAUCUACAGGAGCCAGCGACACCAGCUGGAGGCAGGGGAGCUGCUCGGCCUCGCCGCGCACUCAAGUGUCUUGGUGGGCGGUGAUUUUAACUCGCACCACCCGCUCCUGCAGUCCGUCUCCCCCACCAACGCCGCGGGCCGCCACCUGGCCGUCUUACUGGAGGACAGCCCGCACGUCCGCCUCCUUAACACCUGGGGGGUGCACCCAACGCUCACCAGCGACCACUACGGGAUCGUCACCACCCUCACCGUGAUCCCGCUAGCACCCCCAUCUCCCCCUCUGAGGUGGAACAUCAGGGGAGCGGACUGGGUCAGGUUUCGGGCCACCCUCGAGGAGUGGUGGGCAGACUACCAGCCUCCCUUUGAAAUACACCAACAGGAGAGGGACCUGACUGCUGCAAUGGAGAGGGCAGCAGACGCAGCCAUCCCCAGGAGCGCCGCCACCCGCCGCCGGCGCCGCAGUUGGUGGUCCUACGACGAGGAGGUGCGGGAGCACAACCACCGCGUCAAUGUACAUAGAAAAUUGUACAAAAAGCGCCCCACCGCUACUAACCUGGGGCUGCUGCAAGAGGUUGUGGCCCGCGCGCGGCAGGUGUCCUUGCGAGCCAAAGAGAAGAAGUGGCUGGAGUGGUGCGCCUCCUACAACCAGCACACCCCCUCGGAACAGCUCCGACCGCAGCGUGACAGGGCAGUCACUGAAGCAAGCAAAGAGCCUGAUGUGACAGACAUCCCCUUCACCCAACAGGGGCUUGCCAGAGGACGGGACACGGCCGCGGGGGCAGACGGCGUGACAUACUCCAUGCUAGCUCACGCCGGGCCAGCUGGGGACGCCGCGCUCCUGGCCCUGCUCAACGCGUCUUGGCGGGCGGGCCGACUGCCGCCCGCCUGGAAGGAGGCUGACAUUCAGCCCAUCCCCAAGCCGAGGGAGCCCACUAAGCUGAGGCCUAUCUCCCUCCUCAGCUGCACUGGCAAAACAGCCGAGAGGAUGGUGCUGUCCCGCCUGCAGUGGCGCGUCGGGGGCCUCCACAACAACGUGUUCGGGUUCCCCAGGGGCCUGAGCACGGCGGACAGCAUCACCACCCUGCUUGCCCACACCAACAACCGGCCCACCAUCGCAGUCUUCCUCGACCUCGAAAAAGCAUUCGAGCUGGCCAGCCCUUACGCGAUCCUCGCAGCCCUCGGUGGCGUCCUCAGCCCGAUUUUGUUCAACCUACUGAUGGAGGAUCUGGUGGCGCUGCCCUUCCGGGAUGGCGCCGACCUCCUCAGCUACGCUGAUGACCUCGCCCUCGUCGUCACCGGGCGAGGAAACAAGCUCACCCGUGCCCAAGAAGCCCUGGACCUCAUCAGCGACAAGUGUGAGGAGCUGGGCCUCAAGAUCUCCGCUGACAAGUCCCGAGCCAUGGCCAUCAAGGUCACCACGCCCGCCUGCCAGCUGUGUCCAAGGAGUCGGACUGGCAUGGACAGACUCCUACAAGUACCUCGGGAUGUGGCUUGA
Molecule: messenger RNA, 1860 nt
Organism: Eriocheir sinensis (Chinese mitten crab)
Lineage: Eukaryota; Metazoa; Arthropoda; Malacostraca; Decapoda; Varunidae
Exons: 4
Coding region: 1-1860 (619 amino acids)
Molecular function (GO): catalytic activity
Source: RefSeq, a predicted model, not a curated record